Messenger RNA from Pseudophryne corroboree (corroboree frog), 1228 nucleotides. RefSeq names its product apolipoprotein A-I-like. Gene Ontology annotation, molecular function: high-density lipoprotein particle receptor binding; lipid binding. The transcript has 4 exons. Bases 159 to 938 code for a protein of 259 amino acids. The record is from RefSeq and is a predicted model, not a curated record. NCBI's taxonomy places the organism in Eukaryota, Metazoa, Chordata, Amphibia, Anura, Myobatrachidae. Gene Ontology annotation, cellular component: extracellular region. Gene Ontology annotation, biological process: regulation of intestinal cholesterol absorption; phosphatidylcholine metabolic process; lipid transport.
CAAGUUCCACAUGUUAAACUGCAUAUCCAGCUUAUCUCAGCUGAUAAAGCCCAGGCUGUGCGUGUACACAGGAGUAUAAAAUUGGAGAGCUGCCGAUCUCAAAUCCCAUGAACAACUGACAAGCAAGGACAGCAGUUUGGUAAGGACAAGUUGCAGCUAUGAGAGGUUGGACCAUAAGCCUUGUGCUACUGUUCCUCACAGGAACACAGGCUCGCUACUUCUGGCAGCACGAUGAGCCCCAAAGUCCGGUCAACCAUGUCCGGGAGAUGAUAGAGGGCUACAUACACAAAAUCCGAGACAUCGGUAAAGAAGCUGUGUCACAGGUGGACACCUCCGAUAUCGGGAAACAGCUUGAUUUGAAAAUUGCAGAGAAGUUUGAUAGUCUCAGCGUCAAUGCUCUGUCCCUGAAAAAACAAUUGAACCCAUACUUUGAUAAAUUACGAGAGCAGGUGGCUGCAGAAGUUGAGAAGGACAUCCCUCUUAUCAAAGAAAAGGUCCGUCCACUGGUGGAAAACUUUCAGAAUAGAUGGGCUCAGGAGGUGAAACGUUUUAGAGAGAAAGUGGAACCUUAUGGAGAAGAGCUGAAGAAACAAACCAAGGAAAACCUACAGACCUUCUACAAGAACAUCCAGCCCCUGGGUGAGGAGGUUAGAGAGAGGCUGCGUGCUGAGGUUGACUCCCUUCGUGCCAAUUUGGCUCCAUAUGGUGAGGAGCUGAGACAACAUGUGACCGCAAAGCUGGAAGAAGCCAAGGCCAGUUAUGCUUCCAGGGCAGAUGAAUACAGAGUUCAGUUCGCUCAGAAUAUUGAAACCCUGAAAGAGAAAUUGGCGCCUGUAGUUGAGAACCUGAAGGAACAGCUCUUGCCACGAGCAGAAGAAGCUAAAGCUAAACUGGCUAAACUCUUUGAGGCAUGGAAGGCCAGGGCCAGCCAGGCAUAGUGACAUCCUCCUCAUGACUGUGUGAUGACAUGGUGCUACAUAUAUCUUCUUCUUUGCCACUAUAUUACCUUCUUAUUCUGCUACCCGAAGCAUGAUGUUGGCUAAAGAAGGGCAAAAUAAGAUGUUGCUAAAGUCUAAAUCUUUUUUCCAAGCUGCAUUAAUAUUGUCAAUAUGGCGUAAUUAUGUGACGUGUGAUAUAUUGUUUACAUAUUAUAAACCGAUUACCUCCACUCCAAAGCCAUGUCCCUUUCAUCUCCCACAUUGGUCUUAAAUAAAAUGCAUUCAACAAA